Ctenocephalides felis (cat flea) is the source of this 651-nucleotide messenger RNA. Its product is annotated as DENN domain-containing protein 4C-like. Gene Ontology annotation, biological process: regulation of Rab protein signal transduction. The transcript is spliced from 3 exons. Bases 1 to 651 code for a protein of 216 amino acids. Gene Ontology annotation, cellular component: cytoplasmic vesicle. NCBI's taxonomy places the organism in Eukaryota, Metazoa, Arthropoda, Insecta, Siphonaptera, Pulicidae. The record is from RefSeq and is a predicted model, not a curated record.
AUGGAAGAGAAACGCGUAGCAGACUAUUUUGUUGUGCCGGGGCUACCUGAUAAUCCAGAGCUACUAGAUGAUAGUAUUUUUAGUGAAUCGGGACAUUUUAAAAGCAGUAUUAGCUCAGCACCUAUCACAGAUAUUGCUGUGGUGUUCCCUACACUGGGAGAGACUGUGCCGGAGGAUUAUAUACACUUGGAAUACACGCCUUCUGGAUUGCCUGCGGAUUUGAAUCAUGGAUCUGUACGGUCUCCUGAGGUCUAUCUCUGCUAUCGGAGGGGAAGAGAUAAACCACCUCUUGUCGAUAUCGGUGUGAUGUACGAAGGAAAAGAGCGCCUAAUGCAAGACGCAGAAGUGAUCCUAACCUCUCUCGGAGGCAGAGUGGCAAAUGUAAAUAAUUCAACAUCAAAAACCUUCAUAACCUUUCGAAGAGCCUCAAAAGAUGCUUGCUGCAACAGUUUGGUUGUGACGGAUCUGUGUGUUGUUAUCCAGAGUAAAGGGGAAUAUCCGCCUCAUGCAUUCUGCUUGAUUAAUAAAAAUCUCAAUAAGGGAAUGAUGGGAAGCGAUGUUUUCUUGUGUUAUAAGAAAUCGAUGAAUAGGCCGAGUCUGAUAAGUUAUAAACCAGCAGUAUUAACAAGGUGGUUUUUAGACGAUGAUUAG